UUCAACAGCGGGCACACACCCCCUCUUACCAAGGGUACUUCCCCAGCCUUCCCAGGGAGCCAACGAGUGCCUCCAGGCUCCCUGCUUGAUGCCACUCUCUGUACCUGCUUUGGGGGUCUAAAUGCAAGAGAGCCGUGUGUCGUGUAUUGGAUAACUAGCGAUGGAAGAAAAAACCUCUAGGAGAACAGCUCCUGGGAUUCAGCUUGGAUUCGGCCCUGCCUCUGCGUGUAGGUCACCUGAGAGCGUCUGUUCUUUGCUCAGACAUGAUGCGGUUAAAGGAGCAGCAUCCAUACCCCAGUUUACAAAUUCCCCCACGAUGGUGAUAAUGGUGGGUUUACCAGCUCGAGGAAAGACCUACAUCUCCACGAAGCUCACACGAUAUCUCAACUGGAUAGGAACACCAACUAAAGCUACCUCCAAGAAAGGACAUUAUUUUGCCACUGGGAUCUUCCCAGCCUCUUCACCAGGGCUCCUGCUUUCAGUGUUUAAUUUAGGCCAGUAUCGACGAGAGGCAGUGAGCUACAAGAACUACGAAUUCUUUCUCCCAGACAACAUGGAGGCCCUACUUAUCAGGAAGCAAUGUGCCAUAGCAGCCCUGAAAGAUGUCCAUAACUAUCUCAGCUGUGAGGAAGGUCAUGUUGCGGUUUUUGAUGCCACCAACACUACCAGAGAACGACGGUCACUGAUUCUGCAGUUUGCUAAAGAACAUGGUUACAAGGUCUUUUUCAUCGAGUCCAUUUGUAAUGACCCUGACGUCAUUGCAGAAAACAUCAGGCAAGUGAAACUUGGCAGCCCUGAUUACAUAGACUGUGACCAUGAAAAGGUUCUGGAAGACUUUCUAAAGAGAAUUGAAUGCUAUGAGGUCAACUACCAACCCUUGGAUGAUGAACUAGACAGCCACCUGUCCUACAUCAAGAUCUUCGACGUGGGCACACGCUACAUGGUGAACCGACUGCAGGACCACAUCCAGAGCCGCACAGUCUACUAUCUCAUGAACAUCCACGUCACACCCCGCUCCAUCUACCUAUGCCGGCACGGUGAGAGUGAACUCAACCUCAGAGGCCGCAUCGGAGGUGACUCUGGCCUCUCAGCUCGGGGCAAGCAGUAUGCCUAUGCCCUGGCCAACUUCAUUCAGUCCCAGGGCAUCAGCUCCCUGAAGGUGUGGACCAGCCACAUGAAGAGGACUAUCCAGACAGCUGAAGCCCUGGGUGUUCCUUAUGAGCAGUGGAAGGCCCUGAAUGAGAUUGAUGCGGGUGUCUGUGAGGAGAUGACCUACGAAGAAAUCCAAGAGCACUACCCUGAAGAAUUUGCACUACGAGACCAAGAUAAAUAUCGCUACCGCUAUCCCAAGGGAGAGUCCUAUGAGGAUCUGGUCCAGCGUCUGGAGCCAGUUAUAAUGGAGCUAGAACGGCAGGAAAAUGUAUUGGUGAUCUGCCACCAGGCUGUCAUGCGGUGCCUCCUGGCCUACUUCCUGGACAAGAGCUCAGAUGAGCUGCCUUAUCUCAGGUGCCCUCUGCACACAGUGCUCAAACUUACACCUGUGGCUUAUGGCUGCAAAGUGGAGUCCAUCUACCUGAACGUGGAGGCUGUAAACACACAUCGGGAGAAGCCUGAGAAUGUGGACGUCAGCCGGGAACCUGAGGAAGCCCUGGACACUGUCCCUGCCCACUACUGAGCCCUUUCUAAGACAUAAAACUGCCUCUGUCCUCGCUAUCUUUCACGUUUAGGAGCUGCUAUUGUUGCUCUUCUCUUACACUGAGAACACUCUGGAGUUGGCCUCACUGAAAGAGACCUGCUUCCAGUGAAGAAACCCUCAUCAGCUCCAAAACAGGUCUUGAUUUCUAGCUACAACUAAGGAGCUGUCUAGGUCAGGAUGAAACUUUUUCCUUCUUAAUUCCUAUUUCCUGAUCAAUAAAGACUUCUCUUACUGCCUACAAAAGGGGAAAGGAGGUCAUUGUGAGGCUUUUCCCACAAGAUCCUCUUAAGAUCCUGACCCUAUGAAAUGGCUCUGGUGCUGUUGGGGUAUGGACUGGGUGAGAACUACCUGGAAAGAAGGACUUUGGAGUAGUACCUCCAAAUGUGAGGGUGGAGAUAGGUUCAUGUGAGUGCUUAUGGCCUUGUUUCUUCGUGGGCAACAUGGCUGGGAACAUGACACCUUCAUCCCUACAUUCAAAGAAGAACCUGCACUCAGACCACAGUUCUCCUUCCUUCUCCAACUCUUGUUGCCAUCCUGAGUUAUUUCACUGUCCAUAUAAAUGAUUCAGACAAUACCCUGGUCUCCUAGUGUCCUGCCCCCUCAACUUCAGUGAGCAUCUUCCCUUCAGCCACUCACUGCUUGGUUGGCAUCAUCUAGACUUCUCUACAGUCUGACUUCUUAAAUACAAGCAUCCCACUAUCUGACCACUGGCCCCCUGGUCCUUAAAACUCUCUGUGUCAUCCACAGGAUCCCUAGCAGCAUGCCUCCCACACAGCAGGCAUGUAUGUAGUAUUUCUUGAAUGAACAAUACUUGUUCUUGUACUGCAUCAAGAGUAUAGUCCUUUGAUUCCUCCAUUAUCUCCCAAUCCACCAGUCCUCUUCCUCUUCACUGUUCUUCCAUACCUGGCCAGCUUGCAUCCUACAUUCUAUUUCUUCAGCCAAUCUCCAUGCAGCUACUGUGGGCAGAUAGCAGCAACCCACUUGCGAAGAGACAGAUGCAUACACCCCCUGACUUUGUUUGUCCUUCCAUCACAACCACCAGCAAGACACAAACCUUGUAUGAUCCACAUCACUUUUUUUAUUGGGAUCACUGCUUGAAGCAAAUCUACAUUUAUCUCCUUCUAGAGCCACCCUUAAAUCCUGUUCAAAGUCAGGGUCACCCUCUAUUCUCUGGUAUUCUAUCCAUCCCACCUCCCCAAGGAUGGGUUGAUUCAGUCAGUUCCUGACUAUUCCAUAUCUAUAUCCUGUCCUUCUCUAUUGGCUUUUGCCCCCACUGUCUAUGCAACAUGCUCAGGUCUCUCUCCUAUCCCAAAAAAGUCCUCCCUUGUUCCCAUGUCCACCUUUAGUUACGUCCCUCUAUAUCCCUCCCAUUCUUACACAAAUAUCUCAAAAUGAAUCUAUACUUACUCUCCAGAACCCUCUCCCUUUGCCUUCUGUUCCAGGCUUUCUCCUUCUAGAUCUUGACUUAAGGUAUUAUCCCCUUGCCUGCUAUGCUUUCCCCACAUCUCUACCCCACUGAAGUCAUACUUGCCUUUUAGCCUAAAGCUGGAGCCCACCUUCCCCAAAGAGCUAUGCUUAUCUCUAGCUCUUAUAUGAACCCAAAAUGUCACUCACAACAACUUAGGCACAUUAAAAGACAGAACAAACCGCAAUUCAUUUUUCAAAUUUAAUGUAACUCAUAUCAAAUAUGACAAGACACAGAAAGCAAACAACAAAGCAGGAUUGGCAAACAGAUUUUUUCAUAGUAUGUCACCCUCAGCUGAUUGGUAAUAUCUGCUUAGAUUGCUACGUGGACAAAGAUUCCAAGGAUGUACCUUGGCUCCAUGGGAAGGACUGCUGCAAUUCAUUAGCGGUAUCUGUAAACAUGCGAUAUAAAUCUGAAAACAAAACACCAAACAGAAACACAUUUUAGCACCAAAUAUACUAUUUUCUCAUACUUCCUUCAUUGUGCUCAUCUCCCCACCCUGCCCUCCCACCUUGGGGUUUCUUAUAACAUCUCCCAGCUCUUAUACCCAUCCCCAUCGGCCUUGGCUGUGGAAAUGUUGUAAUUACCUGAAACCUCACUAGCCAUAGGAGAAGCUACAGGCACCAAGGCUGGUGGCUCCACCACUAAAGCCAGCAGCAUUGCUCGGUCCACUGCCAUAGCCAGCACUACUGCUUGGUCCACCGUUGAAGUCAGCAUCGGUGCUCAGUCCACUGCCAAAGCCAACAAUGGAAGUGGGUCUACCAAUAAAGCCAGUGCUGGUGUUGGAACCACUGCCAAAGCCAAUGAUGGUGCUCAGUCUUCCAUCGAAGCUGGUAUUAGGCCCACCGCCAAAGCCAUCACUGAUGCUGAGGCCACUACUAAAGUCAGCACUGGUGCCAAGUGUGCUGCCAAAACCAGCAUUGGUGCCCAGCCCACCACCAAAGAUAUCACUGGAGAUCAGUCCACCACCAAAGCCAGAGUUGGUGCUUAACCCAUCACAAAAGCUGAAACCAGCACUGGUGCUGAGUCCAUCACCAAAACUGGCACUGGUAGGACCACUAAAGCAGGUGCUUGUACUAGGAGGGCCACCAAAACAUAGGUUGGUGUUAGACACACUGCCAAAGCAGAAUCUGGUGCUGGGGGCUCCACCAAAGCUAAUGCUGGUACUGGGAGCACUGCCAAAGUCAGUAGUGGUGUUAGGUGCCCCACUGAAGUCAGUACUGAUGCUGAACACACUGCCAAAGCCAGAGUUGGCACUGGGUGCACUGUUUAAGGCAAUGCUAAUGCUGACAGCACUGCUAAAACCAGCACUGGUGUUGAGUGCACCACCUAAGCCAAGACUGGUGCUGAGUGUACCACCAAAGCUGGCACUAGUGCUGGGAGAAUCACCAAAGCAGAAGCUGGUGCUUGGUGUACCACCAAAGUCAGUGCUAUUGCUGAAAGAGCUGGUACACCAGCUAAACCAGCACUGGUACUGAGUACACCAUCAAAACCAGUGCUGGUGCUAGGAAAGUCACCAAAGCAGAUACUGGUACUGAGUUUGCCACCAAAUCUGGCACUGGAACUGGGAGAGCCACCAAAGUAGACACUAGUGCUGAGUGUGCCACCAAAGCCAGUGCUGGUGCUAAGUGCACCACUAAAGACUGCACUGGUGCCGAGUGUACUGCCAAAGCUGGUGCUCAUACUGAGUGCAUCACUGAAGCCAGCAGGGGUACUGAGUAUGCCUCCAAAACCAGAGCUGGCUCCACCACUGAAACUUGUACUGGUGUUGAGUGGGCCACUGAAACUAGAGCUGACCCCACCACUGAAGUUGGUACUGGUGCAAGGUGCCACCAAAGCUAAUGCUGGCUACACUGCUGAAGCUGGCACUGGUGCUGCAUGUGCCACCAAAGCUAAUGCCAGCCCUGUCACCAAAGACAUUACUGGAGCUGGGGACACCACUGAAGCUAGUACUAGCACCAUCGCUAUAGCUAGCCCUGGUGCUAGAUCCUCUGCUGAAGUCAAUGUUGGUGCUGGCAUUUGCAUUUUCUUGGGCUCUGGCCUCAAUUUCAAGUGAAAAUCUGCCCCAGGCCUGAGCAUCAUUACCUAACUCUUCUCUUGUUAGGCAGUUGAUAUCCAUGUCAUCCCAAUUCCAGGGCCCAGCCACAGCUUCCUCUCCAAUCCCCAUUUGGGCUCUUGCCUCAGCCCUGGCCUCAGCCUCAGCUACAGCCACAGCUGCAGCUUGGACUUCCAUCUCCACUGCCUCCCGGUACUGCACGGCCCAGUCCUUGGGGUCUUUCUUCUGCACCUAAAAUGAGAAUUACAAUCAUUAUAAGAAAAAUAACAUUUGUAAUUAUGUAUUAAAUACCUACCAUGGGCUUUGUAUAAAACUAAUAGUAGCAUUUAAAAAAAAAGUCUUAGUUGUUGGGACUCUAUCAUGGGUCAGUCCUGAGAUCCAAUUUCAGUUCGAUAACUUAGGUGCUGUGUGACCUUGGACAAGCUACUUAAUCUCACUGAGCCUAAGUGUCUUCAUCUGUAAUAUGGGAAACGAUAAGAGAGUAUGUUGUGGAUUGAAUGUUUGUGUCCCCCCAAAAUUCAUAUUUUGAAGUACCAACCUCGAAUGUGACUAUAUUUGGAGGUAGGCCUUUAUGGAAGUAAAGUUUAAUGAGGUCAUAAUGGUGGGUCCUUGAUCCAAUAGGAUUAGUGUCCUUAUAAGAAGAGACUCUCUCUCACCACCAUGAACACAGCAAAAAGGUAUUCAUCUGCAAGCCAGGAGGAGAGGCUUCACUAGAAACUAACACUGCUGGACCUUGAUCUAGGACUUCCAGCCUUCAGGACUAUGAUAAAAUAAUUUUCUGUUGUUUAAGCCACCCAGUCUAUAGUAUUUUGUUAUGGCAGUUGAGGAGACUAAUACAAAGUAUGAACAUGAAUGAAACAAUGUAAACUUUAUGUCAAGCAGCAUUCUGGGACAUAAAUGAAGUUCCAUGUGCUUAUAUAUGAACUGCAGACUGCCCUAUACCUGCCCAUCCCUGUACACUGCCUACCCCAGCCAGAGACAUCCUGUACCCUUAAUAUGCCAAGUCAGGGCAGCUCUCCUAUUACCUUGCAUGCAAACUUGAGAACUUUCAUCUUGCUAGUCUCAUGGUAGGAGCACAAGCCCCAGAAGAACUCAUAUUCAGGUGGUCUGCUGUUGGGGACCCUCUUGUAUUCCAGGUACCUUGAAGAAAGGAAAUGAAACUUGCUUCUAACCAAGCAAACCUGUUGUCUAACCACUUGGGACCAGGUGGCAACCUCCUCCAAAGAAAAACUAAACUCAGCUCCUAGAGAAGGAUUUCCAAGGCCCUCCUUCCCUAGACUCACUCCAAAACACAGUUCAUGGUCUUGACCUCCAAUACUGAGCCAUUUCCCAUUGGCCCUGUGCAAAGUAGUCGCUUGGUGUGGCAGGGGACGCAUGUAUAGGGCAUGGUGUCACAGGGAGGCCAAAGUAUCCUGCCACCUGUGAGGAGUAAACCCAAGUUUCUAUUGGGUGUGUUGUAAACAGAGGAGCCAUUCUUUGGGCAUUCUGCUCUGAGCACACCCCACAGCAAGGGCCUUGUGUUUGGUCUGGCCCAGCCCUGGUAUGGUCCACCAUGGACUCAGUUCUAGGGAACAGGAUGCCCAUACCUCUAAAGGUAGUGUAAGAAAAGGGCAAUCGAGCACUUUCUGGACCAGAUCGGCACACUCAGAACACUUCAUGGCCUGACAAAGCCCCCAAACACCACUUACUUCUGCUUCACAAACUCAUCUGUGAUGAGCUUCCUCACUUCCCCAAAGAGCGAGUGCCUUACCCUAACAAUGGGAAAAAUAACCCAUGAACCAAGAUCAGAACUUCCCACAUGGGGGCAGAGGCAUUUCCCAGCAUGGAAGAGACCUCUCUAGUACAUAAGGCCAUCUCAAUGAACUCAGGAAAGUAAUGAACACAUGGUCACUAGAAGCAGGCAGUUGAGGCCAGAUGGUUCUUUAUCAGGGAUGCCCUGAAGGUCUAUCUUAUAUAUCAGCUUAGAACAGAAAAAGAACAUAGGAGAAAGGGGAAGCAGAGAGUUCAGGACCAUUUCCCCAUCCACCCAGGUCAGAACCCUGGACCCUCUACCCAGUCCAGCAACCCCGCCCCCUCCACCAGACCACCAGGCUGAUGCAAUCCUGGGACCAUCCUCUCUUGCCAAAGGACAACAUGGAAAGCAACUGCUGACAGAGCCCAAUCAUACCCAGGGUGCAGCCCCAACUUGGGCAGCAACUCCCAGAUGACAGCUGCAAGGGGAGGCAAAAGGAAACAGGGAUAGAAAAUGAACAUGUGGAAUUCCGACCAUGACCCCCCAUUCAGCUGCCAGCCCAGCAACUCACCCUCAUUGGCCUUGUUGCCAUUCAUAAAAAUGACACUCAGAAAUCACCAUGAGAAGAUCUAUUUUGGGUGUGUCCUUGGUCCUAGGGAAAUAAUGGGACAGAGAGAAGGUUUACAUCCAGCAGCCAUCUGCAAAAAAAUACACACCAGCCAGCCUACUAGGUUAGCUUCUCCCAGAUUCUUCAGAUAUGAGAGAAUUCUGCCCAGUCUAUGCUUCAAGCUCUAUGUGACCCUGGGCAAGGCACUUAGACUCCCUUAUUCAUAAAAUGGGAAAAUCACAUUUUCCUCUCCCCAGGUUGCUGAGAGGAUAGAAUUGUACUUGUAUUUGUCAACCCACUACAACCCAGACACCCAGCCAAUAUGAGUCCCUUCUUUCUCUUCCAGACCCCUCAGCUCCAAAAGAAUUCUAGGCAUGGCCCCACUGAUGCUCCUGCCCUUCAACCCUCAUGAUUCACCCAUACCAGGAAGCCCUCCCUUGGGAACCACUCUACCAAGGUCAAUAGGAAGAGACAAGCAACAACAGGGAAGCUUCUGGAGAUACAGAAAACUUGACAGUAGGAAUGACCUGUCCCAGGCUUCUACAACCUCCAUUCAAUCAUAAACAGGCACCACUAUCAUGUGUAGGGCUCCAACUACGUGUGGGAUAUGGAAAAGGGGUUUUUAGGCUCUGUCUUUCCUGACUUCCUAGGGGAUGUGGGGAGAGGACAGGGAUGGAGUAGUACCAUGGACAAAAGCAGAAGCCUCCCUCCCAUCCUAGCCCUUUCCCAGCUUACGUUCCCAGGAUGCCUGCAGAGGAUUCCUGAAUGCUGAUGAGAAUAUACAAGCUACUUUGUUUAUCAAUUUCCUUCAGAUUGACUCGAAACAUCUGCCAAGUAAAAGAAUAGCCUGUGAGGUCACAAAAUUCAGCCUAGGCAGUGAAAUAAUUCAUGUAAAGCACUUAACUAACACAGCAAACAGGUAACAAAUAUACUAUUGUUAUCAAAAUAGUCUUUAUGCUUAAUGGGACUCUAGGGAGACAGAUAAUGGGGGAUGGAAGGGAGAGGUGAGCAACUGAAAUACACUACAGGACAUGUCCAGCAGUAGACAGAAGCCAGGACUAAGCUGGGUGGCUUGGGUCCUAGCUGUACUUGCUGUGUGACCCGAGGCUAGUCUACGUCCCUCCCUAGGCCAUCAUCUGCUCAUUUGCACAGUGAUGGGGCUGGAUUAGGGAGUCUCUGUGGUCCCCCGCAAAGGGACGUGUACACCUUUGUUCCAUUCAAGACUUCCCCAUUGUGCCCAUCCCACAGAGGAUGUCCCUUCACCUUCUCCAGAGCAUAGCUUGCUCGUUCAAUGAUCUCUGGGAAAUAUUCAUCAUAUUCUUAGAUGACAUCCUUCAGCAUGUCUGCAGGAAGGGAGAGGUGGGAGCAGCUGGGCUGAGAAGGGGCCACAGAGCUGCAGCCCUUUUGCCAGCCCUAUGGGGUUAGUGUAGUCUGAGUCCUGAACUGUGUUAAUGGGAGAUGCCAGCCAUGACAGAGUGUGAAAAGGGCAGGGGAGGAUAGAUGAGAGAAUGAAGAGGCCAUAAAACUAAAUGGUUACCCCCAGGGCAGGGAGGAGAGGGGAGUAGAAAGGAGAGCUCAGGGAGGAGGGUUGGGAUGACUCUACCUGAGCGCUUGAUGGGGAUCUUUGUCUGAUCCUUAACCAACAGGUAUUUCAUAAACUUAUUUGCCUGGGAGAAGAGGAAUACAUGGGGAGAUCUCAAUAUGUUUUCAUAAAACUUGGAAGAAUGACAGAGAAGAGGGCAGGUGAAGAAGAGAAGAGACUGGGCAGCAUUGGAUUCUUACCCUUUCUUGCAAAAUGGCCACAUCUCAGGAUAGCAGAGGCCUCCGGCCCCAUGGAAUCCACCUAUAAUUACCACCACCUCUCUCAUCCCCGUUCAGAUGCUUGGACUGCAUCAUCAGAAAGCAGAAAGGUCCAAAAUCACCAGGUGAAAGAGAUGGCUCUGUCUCCUCACCCUGCCUAUUCCUGAAAGUCCCCUAAACCCUCCCUGUAGGGGUCCUGACCUUACCAUUAGCCACACUGAGUUCUAGAUUUGUCUUUCACUGUCUUCCGGUCAGGAGUUUCAUUUCCCUGCCAAGACAGGAGCAACCCAAGGGCAGGGUCUGGUUCUUCCUCUUCUUUUGGCCACCACUGGCUCUACUAGCUGUACCCCUUCAACAAGUCACUUCACCUCUCUGGGACUUGGUUUUCUUAUCUGUAACACUGGGACCUAGCUGGUAAGAGUUACUUUAAAACAUAAAAGCAUAACCUGUGUGACUAUACCCAACACAAAGCCUGGUCCAUGCUAACUACUAUGUAUUGAUAAAUACAAGUUGAAUUAUAUCCAGUUUGUAGCUAAGUGUAUGGAUGCCUUAUUUCCCCACCAAUUUUUGAACUGCAAAGCAGCAGGAACUAUAUCACAUUCCUCUCAGCAUCUCUCACAGCCUAUGUGAAUGCAGGGACUGGCUCAGUAAACUUAAAAGAACAAGUGAACAAACCAGGCAGAUAGGAAUGGAAAAGGAGUACAGAGUUAAGGAUGGUGAUGUCAGAGAUCUCACCUUUCGGUUCCUCUUGCCCCGGGUCCUGGUUGUUGGCUCCAGACUCAACUGAGCCAGGUAGUCAUCUGCCAGGGCCUGGACAGCAGCAACAACCUGAGUCUCAAGGGCACUUAUAUUGAUCUGAGGGGUAGUCAUCUUGGCCUGGGCCCCUUUGUCAAUUUGAGUCUGGCUUUCAGUUGUCCGGGCUUUAGUGGCAACCUUCUGAGCCGGGUACCUUCUCUUGACCCGGAGGGUGGCUGCUAGGGCUUGUUUUGUGACCAUUUGACCGGCAGGUGGGGCCUCAGAGAUCUCACAGGCAGAAUUUGGGCCCUUAUAGGCAGCCUUCUUGACUUUGGAUUUUUUGGGCCAGAUAGCUGCUGCUGAGGCCUCAAUCUGCCUGGUAGCUGUCUCAGUGGCAUCUGGGGUCUCUAGGAGUUCAGUGUCAGUAUUUGUGUCCUUAACAGUUGCUUUCUUGGCUUUGGAGGUUUUCUUAGUUCGGAUGGAGGUAAUUUGGCCUUGGAUGGUAGCUGAGUAGGUGGUGGAUGGAGUCAGUGAGAUCUCAGUGGCACUAGUUAUGGCCUUAUUGUUAGCCUUCUUAGCCUUGGGAGCUUUCUUAGGCUUGAUGGAGGCUAACAAGGCUUGAGAAUUGGCUGACUCAGUGGCAAUCGGAGCCUGGAUAGUCUGUGGGAUGACUGGCACAUUUAGGGCCUACAAGGGUAACUUGAUCUGUGUAGUAACACUCUCACUGCCAGUUGGAAAUUGGGAGCCUCGGGCUGCCUUAGCAGUAACUCUCUUUGUCUUGUUGGCUUUCUUAGGCUGAGCAGUGAAUGAAGAAGCCUGAGUAUUGGCUACCUCAGUGGUAGCUGAAGCCUGGUUGAUCUGGGGGAUGAUUGGCAGGUUUAAAGCCAGAAAAGUUAUUUUAGGCUUGUUGGUGGUAAUCACAUUGGCAGAUGGAACUGGAGGGGCAGUGCGUACUGUCUUAGUGAUAGCCUUAAUAGGGGCCUUCUUGGUCUUGCUUUUCUUAGGCCGGUUGGCAACUGGUGGGUCCAUAGCUAGUAGGUCCUUGGUUGAUGACAAGAGGGUAUGCAUCAGCAAGACACUAUCUUCUUCUGUUGUCUCAGGCUGUACAUCUGGAGGGAAGUGAAGCCCAGGCUCCCAGAGGGCCCUACACACUUAAGAUUAUAACGUGCUGAGCCAUCUGGCCUCCCUACAAUCCACCCUUUCUAUAAAACCUCCCCCUCCUCUGAAUGGUGACUGAUUGAAGGGGAGGGUGAAGGAAGAGGAAGGGAGCAAGAAAUAGGCAGGUUUUCUUCACCUCCUCCUCCACCAUUCAGGGGAGGACUGAAACAGGUUAGGCAGGAAAUUAUGCAACUACAGAGUGGUAGGGGCUCAACAGCCUUAAAUGAACUCAGAAUAGGGCAGAUGGCCUGCCAAGAAUGCAGAGGGGCCUCACCUGGAACGGGGUCAUCUUAUAAUCGGAGUCAUUUCUCCUAUCCAUUUUUCUGGAAAGCCGAGAAGGGGCCUGAGUCAGGAAAGAAUAAGAGGGAGGUGGACAUUCAUCAGGUCUCCUGCCAAUCCUGAAGGAGGGGGUUCUGAUCAAACCUUGGGCCCCAAACCCUUCAACUACUGGGUUCUCAUACCUAGAAACCCAGACCAUCUGGCUUCCAAAUCCUAGCUCCUUUUGCCUCCAAGAAACCGCAAGCCUGCUCUCGAUCCCGCCCCUUUACCCUACAAACACCCUUACCGCAACUCGGUAGUGCGCAUGCACAUCAACCAGAGGCGUGAGGGCAACCGCAGGCGCUCAGCGCGCAUGUGCUUUGGUGGACUGGACAGCCUGACCACCUCAAUCCCACAUAAGCCCUCUGCCCUCAGAGCAGCAGAACAUCUUGACGCCACUCCUGACCCACUCUUUCUAACUGCAUCUCGUCUCAUUCCAACCCUUCCCCCAACACCGGUCCCUCUCCCUCCGCUCUGCAGCACCUCUUCGUUCCGCCCCUUCCCCAACACCAUACACCUCUCCUCUGCAGUAUAGCCACGCAGCGCACUGCCCCUUUCUGUAAUGCCCCCUCCCUCCGCUCUGCUGUACUCCUCCGCACCUCCUCUUCUCUUUAUAUGCCCCCUCCCUAUGCUCUGCAGUAAGUGCCUGCACUGCCCCUUCCGCAACACCGCACCCCUACUUCCACGUCUGCAAGUGACCAUCCCGCCCUUACUGCAACAUGGUUACCCCACCCACAAAUCCUAUGGUAUUCGGCUUUUGUGUAAUCCUUCCCAAACGCUACCAGGUUCUGUCCCUUUCUUUUCAAACCGGUAUCAACCGGGUCCUAGCCCCUCUUUUCUCCCCUCUGAGUCAGGUCAUUUCAGAUGUAUAAUAAGGAUUCUGCCUCUUACUUUUUCUAGCUCCCAGUCUCUACUUUCUGUGGCCCAAACCAGGUCCUGUGACCUCUCUCCAGUUUAAACGAAGCCUCCCAUCGCCUAUCUCCCUACCUAAUUGGAUCGUGUUCCAUUCUUUCUAUGGCCGGAACUAUUUCUCCAUCUCUCUUUUCUGCAGUCCCAACCGGGUCAGCAUCCCUCCUUCCUGCAGCCCGAACUGAGUCCAGAUCUCUCUUUCCGUUGCCCAAAGGGGAUUUUGCCCUCUCCUUUCUCCCUUGCAAACCGAGUCCAGACACCUCUAUCCGACCACUUCUAUGCGGUUAGCUCCUGAACCUCUAGCAGGUUUCCUUCAAACCCUAGGGAUGUGUGGAGUCAAGCACGUCAAACCCUAGCCUGGAGUCCCCCACAAGGUCUUCAGUAAAGCAGGGCACUUUAGCUCACCUCUCCCGUCCAGAAGGCAUCUGCUCUCUCCAAGCCUCUCCUUAGGUCUGAGCCUAUUUGCUCCCCCUCCCCAGCCGGAAGUGAUCCUGCCUCUUUCCGCCUCCAGAGGGGUCUCCUUCCCUGCCUGUCAGCCUCCUCCCUCACUCCCUACUUCCAGAUUUCCUUUCUCCCCAAUGUGACCUCUUUUCUGCUUACUACCUCUUAUUCAGCAAUCAUUCUUUUCUAUUCUCCAUUUGAUUUCUCUAUCCCCCACACUGUAUCCCCAUUCCUAUUUGAUUCCUCUGUUGCCCCUAGGAGGACUGUGUUUCUCUGGGCUCCCACACCAAUGCUUCCUACAGACCCCUCUAUGCCAACCUCAGUUACAUAGUGUGUUGUUGUAGUGUGUUGUGUGUCUGGGUCUCUCUCCCCAGGAGCUGCUCUGCGGUAGGGGACUAGAUCAUGUUAAUUUCUAUUGCUUAAGUAGGACCAAAUUAAGACAUUUAGAGUCUCUAAACGCUAAAAGUUAGGGUAUCCCCUGCAUCAUAUGUAAUUCAGAAUAAAAUCAGUAAAUAUAAGAAAGUCUACCAAAAGUUUUUAUUUAUCCCCUGAUCACUAUAUUGAUGCUUUUAAUGUAUAUCAACUUAGCUGAAAAUUUUUACUGGGACUGUGUUUCUCCUUUAUUGGUACACUGGUACACAAGUGCUUAGCCUCUGUCUCUUGUGGAAUGGAGCACUGCUCCCCAGUGUGGAAAACAGUUCUUCUAGGGCAAUCACUUACUCCCUCAGUCAGUAAUUAUUUGUUGAGCACACAGUUGUGCCACGGCCCUUGUUGGAUGUUGGAUCCCUGCCCUCAAAGAACUCACAUCUAUUUUUUUUAACUUUAUUGGAGUAUAAUUGCUUUACACUUUUGUGUUAGUUUCUGCUGUAUAACAAAGUGAAUCAGCUAUAAGUAUACAUAUAUCCCCUCCCUCUUUCAUCUCCUUCCCACCCUCCCUAUCCCACCCCUCUAGGUGGUCACAAAGCACAGAGCUGAUCUCCCUGUGCUAUGCGGCUGCUUCCCACUAGCUAUCUAUUUUACAUUUGGUAGUGUAUAUAUGUCCAUGCCACUCUCUCACUUCGUCCCAGCUUCCCCUUCCCCCUCCCCAUGUCCUCAAGUCCAUUCUCUAUGUCUGCAUCUUUAUUCCUGUCCUGCCCCUAGGUUCUUCAGAACCUUUUGUUUGUUUGUUUUUUAGGUUCCAUAUAUAUGUGUUAGCAUAUGGUAUUUGUUUUUCUGACUUACUUCACUCUGUAUGACAGACUCUAUUCUUAAGUUCUAAAACGCCCAUGUAGGAAGAACUAGUAUUAUCACCAUUCCACAGUUGAUGAAAUUAAUGCCCAAGAGGUGACGUGUCUUGUCUAAAGGCACAUGGUCACUAAGUGAUGGAACCAGAAUAUGAACCCACAUCUGGUUGAUUCCAAAGCCUGACACUCACUGUGGCAGGUCUGAUACUUGGUGCUACUGAUGGGAAGAAGAAAGAACCCACAUUGGCCCUGUGCUCUCCUCCACACUCUUCCUCUUAUUUCCCUUGACCAUACCAACACCCUAUCUCUCUUCCCCCUUCCCUCCCUCUCUUCAAGUAUUCUCCUCCCCUUCUCCCAUUUCUUCUUUUCUUCAUGCACUUUCUCUUUCUCUAAUUCACUGGUGAAGAGUUCCCCAGUGGUUUUCCAUGUGCCAAAACCCAUACUAUGCACUGGAGAUGCAAAACUGGAUGAGAUUCACAACCUGUCCUUGAAGAUUUCUCCAUCUGGCUGGGAUGCAUAAGAAUACAACAUGUCACUGAAGAAUCCCAGAGCAGGAUACUGACGGGCCUCACAGAGGAAAUCGCCUACUGGAAGGCAGUGAAAGCUUCCAGAUAGGGUGUAUUUGAGCUGGGUGUGUCCUGUGGGAGGAGUAGAACAUUGGAAGAAGAGAAGGGAAGAAGGAGUAGUUCUUGUAGGACUGCAGGCUCUGAGGAGCCUCUGCUGAGCAUAGGGGCACAUGGGACAGUGUCAGAUGGGUCUCUGAUCUAAUGUACCUGCUUCCCAUCUGUUCUACUUGCACAGAGGCCCUCAGAAUCAUGUUUCAAAUGCCAAGAUGACCAUAUCUAUAGCCACCAAGGGUUCCCUUGGCCUGCAGGUUUAAAUCCAAGCUCCUUAGCCUAUCAUUCAAGGCCCUCCACAGUCAGUCUCUGACAGCCUCACAGGCCUCAGUCACAGUGGAUGACUCAUGUUCUGCCUCCUGCCAAUGCCAUACCUUUGCUCAAACUCUUCCUCUACCUGGAAUGUUUUUGUUCCCCUCUCCCACACCCCAUGCCUACCAAUAAAAGGCCUGCCUUCCUAUAAAGAUUGGUACAAAUUCUGCUUUUUCCAAGAAGCCAUCUGAAAUCACCCCAAGCUUAGUUAGUCUUUCCUUCCUCCUUGCUCUUUUGCAUAUGGCUCUGUCAGAGCACUUAAUAAACUGAGUAAGAGCUCUCUG
Messenger RNA from Lagenorhynchus albirostris (white-beaked dolphin), 15353 nucleotides. RefSeq names its product 6-phosphofructo-2-kinase/fructose-2,6-biphosphatase 1 (gene PFKFB1). Gene Ontology annotation, biological process: fructose metabolic process; fructose 2,6-bisphosphate metabolic process. Gene Ontology annotation, molecular function: 6-phosphofructo-2-kinase activity; ATP binding; fructose-2,6-bisphosphate 2-phosphatase activity. The record is from RefSeq and is a predicted model, not a curated record. Gene Ontology annotation, cellular component: cytosol; 6-phosphofructo-2-kinase/fructose-2,6-biphosphatase complex. The transcript is spliced from 15 exons. Lineage: Eukaryota; Metazoa; Chordata; Mammalia; Artiodactyla; Delphinidae. Bases 161 to 1675 code for a protein of 504 amino acids.